UAAACGUGUUUAAGACUAGGCUACAGAUGCAAUUGGGAAAUCACGAAGACUUCCUAGAUCGUGUACCUAUUGCGAUUACAUCACAUCUGAGCCACUACUUCAUUAUCUUUGAUCAUGCAACGUACUUCAAAACAUCAGACCAGAAGAGUUCUAUAUUCAAGACAUCUACGACGCUAAUGCUGCAACUGAAAUAGCUCUCAUAAAAAAAGCUUUUCUCGGAAAAUAAUCUCAAGAGCAUUUUUGAUCAUCCACUACCAAGAUGAACUGCAAUUAUUACUCCAUAGACACUAGAUCCACUUUGUAAAAUACAACUCCACUUACGUGUAGCUUUUAUAUAGCCAAACCUGUCCCUCUCAUUAGAUAAAAAAAAAAAAAAAAAAAAAAAAAUGUGAAACGUGCCCAGAAGGUGUCUUUCUUGGGAAUGUAAACAAACGAAGGAAAACAACGAGGACGGAAGUAAUUCUGAGGACUGGGCAAAACAUAAAUUACUUGAAUAAGUAAUAGAAUAUAUUGAAGAUGGAGAUUGGGUCUUCAAAAAUCUACCAGGAUUUACCCAGUGUCAUUUGUGAGCGUUCUUCAUCUUUGAUAGAUCUUCCAGCACAAAAGAAUGCUGACGAUCUUUCCAAGAAAAGGGAAUUUAAAGACUUUGUACAGUCACUCCUCCCAGAAGGUGACAAGGACGAGAUUGGUACACAGUUAAGAAAAGGGUUUUUACUGACACAGAAGAGGCAGAGAAAAAUUGCUCAGCAAGGAAAGAAAAAAGACAGUCGACCUGAUGGCAUACAACACCGUGGAAAGAAACGUUUGUCUGGUCGAGAAAAAAGAGAAUUGGGCCUACACAAGGUAAACAAGAACAAUAAGACUUUUGAAAUGUUUUUGCCCAUUAAUGAUAUGUGGAGAAGCUAUUCUAAAGAUCUCCUUGGGAUUGAACAUUAUAUUAAGAGUGGAUGGAAAGGAGGUUAUAAUGACAGUAGGACAGAAACUAUACAAAACAAAAUAAGAAGAAUAGAGUAUUUUGGCUGCUUGGUUCGAGUAACCAAGUCACGUUGCUCAGAGUUUGUAGGCACCACAGGGAUUAUCAUUAAGGAAACAAAGAAUACUUUUGUAAUGAUCUGUCCAGAUGACAGAGUGAAAACUAUCCCAAAGCUGCAUAGUGAGUUUAGCUUUGUAGUACAAGAUAUUGGCUUUUCAAUAUCAGGGAACCAUCUUCAUCAAAGAUCAGUGGAAAGGGCAAAGAAUAACUUCAAGAAAUUACAACUAUGGUUGUAAUCAUUAAUCAUUUUUAGUGUUGCUUUAUCAGAUCAUUAUAUAUUGUCAAAAAACUUUUGUGGUAUUUCUGGAAUAAAGCUUGAAAUAUCAACUGUGUUUUCUUUCUUGGAAGUAAAAUCAGGAGAUAUCUUGUGUUGGAAUGAAGUGGUGAGACUUGUUAUUGAUAUGUUGUAUUAAAAUUCAUAUGCUUUUAAUAUGUUU
Molecule: messenger RNA, 1470 nt
Organism: Penaeus indicus
Lineage: Eukaryota; Metazoa; Arthropoda; Malacostraca; Decapoda; Penaeidae
Gene: Pop4
Product: ribonuclease P protein subunit p29-like
Exons: 3
Coding region: 517-1269 (250 amino acids)
Biological process (GO): tRNA 5'-leader removal; rRNA processing
Cellular component (GO): ribonuclease MRP complex; ribonuclease P complex
Molecular function (GO): ribonuclease P RNA binding
Source: RefSeq, a predicted model, not a curated record